Molecule: messenger RNA, 1275 nt
Organism: Ogataea haglerorum
Lineage: Eukaryota; Fungi; Ascomycota; Pichiomycetes; Pichiales; Pichiaceae
Exons: 2
Coding region: 1-1275 (424 amino acids)
Source: RefSeq, a predicted model, not a curated record
AUGAACGCGCUGCUUUCCGACCACGACGAGGGAAUGGCCACUAUCUGUUACCGGGGAGCGGCAGGCGAACUGAACGUAGCAAUCGAAGUCGCAAUGCACACGCGGCCAGUUAACGUGCUGCGCGACGACCCGAAUUUCGACAUCGACGUGGGCAUGCUGUCGGAGCUGGAUUUGGAGCACACUAACCCCCAUGUCGGGGUGCAGCAGCGGCAGAUCCGCGAGUUCGAUAUGCAGCACGCGCUGGUCGCUGAUUCGUCGAUCUCAGACACAUCCAGCACGGUGUUCACGCGAGACUCUGUGCACACGGCCGGCACAGUGUUCAGCGGCGUGAGGUCACCGCUGGGCUCUGUCGCGUCGAUCGGGCCGCUCGACGAUAUCAUGAACCAGAGUCUCGGCCAACUGGAGUUCUCGUUCGAUGAGCACGGCAAUGUGGUCGCCAAUGCCGCGGGCGAUGGUGUCGGCGACGUGCUAGACGUCGAUCUCAAUUUCGACCUCGAAGAGCCCAUUCUGCCCGAGCAGCCACAACAGCCGGACAUAGAAGUAUCUGUGGUGGACAUGGAGACGCCCAAACGGCGGCGCAUCGACGCCGGACGACUGAAAUUGCGCAGAAUUGUUUGCGACGCUGAAAUUUCGAUUUCAACUGCCAAGAUGAAAGAGGAUCGCGAGCGGUACUCGGAGCUGAUGCUUGCAGACCGUAGUUUGCCAACAUUCUCGUUCAUGGAGCUCGUUGGUGCAGAGUUGCAGAGACUGCCGCCCUUCAUGCAAUUGCUGCUGCAUCCAGCAACUGCUAACAAGAUGUCCCGCUCCUACAGCCGCGCCUCGAGCGUGUCAUCCAUUGAAGAGGCCCGGCGAGCGCUUUCUGGCCAGUCCUCGCGCAGAGGAAGCAUCUCGAGCGCACAUAUUCGGUUCGAGGAGCCAAUCCAGGAGAUGAGCCCCGUCGCGUUCGAAAACGACGACGCGAUGCUCGACAUCAGUUUUGGAGACGCGUCGUAUUCGCGCGAUGAGAACCGUCUGCACAGAUUUUAUCAGUCACUAGUGGAGAAGUGCCGCACGCACGGUAACGGGCUGGUUGAGAGCGAGCGGUCUGAUCUGAUGCAGAUCAGUUUUGGCGCGCUGCUGGGCCCGUGCGCGAGAAAAGAAGCUGUUCAGCAGUUCAGCUAUCUCCUCGAGCUUUGCUCAAACAGCAUGGUGUACCUGGAGCCAAUUGGCGCGAACGGGCGAUCCAAAUGGGAGCUACUGCAGCCGGAAAAUAUCAACAUCGUUGCACAGGUUUGA